Mycena indigotica is the source of this 1542-nucleotide messenger RNA. Its product is annotated as MFS superfamily. Gene Ontology annotation, molecular function: transmembrane transporter activity. The record is from RefSeq and is a predicted model, not a curated record. The transcript has 8 exons. Bases 22 to 1542 code for a protein of 506 amino acids. NCBI's taxonomy places the organism in Eukaryota, Fungi, Basidiomycota, Agaricomycetes, Agaricales, Mycenaceae. Gene Ontology annotation, biological process: transmembrane transport.
CAUGGCACUUCGCGUGUCGUCAUGCGGCAACGCUUUAUGCCGUCCCCCUCCACCUCCUCGUCCUCCCUGCCGCCUUCUCAGCCCCGCCCUGCGUCGGAAUGCCCGAGCACCGUUCAAGUCGUUACGCAAGACUUGUACGUCCUCCCGAUCCCGGAGCGCCUGCGCUACCGCGAGGGCCGGACGUUCGAGCUCGGCGUCGUGCUCUAUCUUACGCUCGGCUUCUCGAGCACAUUCACUGUGACGAAUCUCUAUUGGUGCCAGCCGCUGCUCAUCGAGCUGGCGCAGGAUUUCAGGGUGUCGUACUCGAAGAUCUCAGAGGUCCCGACGCUGCUGCAAGCAGGAUAUGCCUGCGGAGUAGUCUUCAUUUCGCCGCUGGGGGAUCUCGUCCGCCGACGCCAGCUCAUCCUCUUGUGCCUGCUUGUUUCCACGCUGUUGACCGUGGGCCUGAGCGUCACCACAAACUUCCUCCUCUUCGAGGCCCUGUCCUUCCUGACAGCCGCGGCCUCGAUUAUCACCACGCUGCUGCAGCCGCUCGUCGCGGACAUCGCCCCGGCCCACCGGCGCGCAACGGCGCUCUCGGUCGUGAUAUCCGGGCUGCUCCUCGGCGUGCUCGUCGCGCGCGUUCUCGCCGGCGUUCUCGGGCAACUCUCGGCUGCCGGUUGGCGCGGCGCUUACUAUGUCGGAAUCGCCACCCAAGCCGCGGCCCUCCUCGCGAACUACCUCUUGCUCCCGGACUACCCCGCAAAGGCCGUGGAUGGGCUGACGUAUUGGCGCAUUCUGCGGACGAUGGCGCGAUACGCGUUUACGGAGCCCGCACUGCUGCAGGCCUGCGCGGUUAAUUUCUGCACAAGCGCGGCCUUUACGAGCUUCUGGGUCACGCUCACGUUCCUCCUCGGCGGGCCGAUAUACGGAUACACCACAUUAGACAUCGGGCUCUUCGGCCUCGUCGGCAUGGCCGGCGUGCUGCUCGGGCCGGCGCUCGGACGUGGGAUUGAUGCGCUUGUGGCGUGGUACGCAGUGCUCAUCGCGAUUGUCGGGUUUGCGCUGUUCAACGUGAUACAAAUGGCCGCGGGCGGGCUCAGCAUCGCCGCGGUCGUCGUCGUCGCGUUUGGCCUGAACCUUUUUCGGCAGAUGGUGCAGGCGAGCCUCGCCACGACUGUGUUAAGUAUCUCCGUGGAUGCACGCGGGCGGCUGAACGCGAUCAACGUGCUGUCUAUAUUCCUGGGCCAGGUUACCGGCACUGCUGCGGGCACAAAUAUCUACCUCGCGCACGGCUGGCGUCUCUGCGCGGCGUUCUCUGUCGGGCUGUGUGCUGCGCAGUUGCUCGUCCUAGGCGCCCGCGGGCCACAUUGUUCGCGGCACACGUGGUUUGGGUGGGAGCGCGGGUGGGCACCGGUGCGGAGCCGGCACGCAGAGCUGGACGAGGCGGUCGAUGAGGAGACCAUUAACAGGGCCCCGGAGAAAACCACGGAGCCUGAGUCCGAACGGCAGGCCCCAGGGCCGGCCGGACGACGGCUCGGGGCUCGGAGCCGAACGCUUUGA